CUCACGGAACAGCAAUAAUGUGCGACUUCACGGAAGAUCAGACCGCUGAGUUCAAGGAAGCUUUCCAACUCUUUGACAGAACUGGAGAUGGCAAGAUCCUGUACAGCCAGUGUGGGGAUGUGAUGCGGGCCCUGGGCCAGAAUCCCACCAAUGCAGAGGUCAUGAAAGUUCUGGGGAACCCUAAGAGUGAUGAAAUGAAUGUGAAAACUCUAAGCUUCGAGCAGUUCCUGCCCAUGAUGCAAACCAUUGCAAAGAACAAGGAUCAGGGCUGCUUUGAGGAUUAUGUAGAGGGGCUGAGGGUCUUCGACAAAGAGGGAAAUGGCACUGUCAUGGGAGCGGAGAUACGCCACGUUCUUGUCACUCUAGGGGAGAAAAUGACUGAAGAAGAAGUGGAGAUGCUGGUAGCCGGCCACGAAGACAGCAAUGGGUGCAUUAACUAUGAAGCAUUUGUGAGACACAUCUUGUCAGGGUGAAUUCGAAUGGGAGUUGGUGCGGAUGGUUCUGAGCGGCUGAACACCUCUGCUGGCCUCUCCUGUGAAAGUUCUCCUUCAAUU
Messenger RNA from Euleptes europaea (tarantolino), 554 nucleotides. RefSeq names its product myosin light polypeptide 6. Gene Ontology annotation, molecular function: calcium ion binding; structural constituent of muscle. The coding region runs from base 18 to 473 and encodes 151 amino acids. Gene Ontology annotation, cellular component: myosin II complex. The transcript is spliced from 7 exons. The record is from RefSeq and is a predicted model, not a curated record. Lineage: Eukaryota; Metazoa; Chordata; Lepidosauria; Squamata; Sphaerodactylidae.